CACCACCUAGCCUUGUCAUUGCCCGAUUACUGCCAGAUCCAUCCAUCGCUUUGUCAUUUGGUGGACUUCUGACAGCUGUGGGACUUAUCUGGACAUGGCUUACUACGGGUUCUACACAGAUGGUUUCAUUAUGUGUGCUGUCAGGGGCUGGAAUAUCAUUGUGCAUACAAGCAGCAAGUGUUGCCAUUUCACCAUAUUUUAUCAG
Messenger RNA from Candidula unifasciata, 205 nucleotides. The record is from the annotation of a GenBank genome assembly. Lineage: Eukaryota; Metazoa; Mollusca; Gastropoda; Stylommatophora; Geomitridae.